Messenger RNA from Exophiala mesophila, 327 nucleotides. RefSeq lists its product as uncharacterized. NCBI's taxonomy places the organism in Eukaryota, Fungi, Ascomycota, Eurotiomycetes, Chaetothyriales, Herpotrichiellaceae. The transcript has a single exon. The coding region runs from base 1 to 327 and encodes 108 amino acids. The record is from RefSeq and is a predicted model, not a curated record.
AUGUUGGCCCGUUCCAUCAUUGCCUCCAUUCUCUUUGCCAGCAGUGGCUUUGGUCAAAUGUCCAUGUCUUCGGGCGCAGUGGACCCUUCGAUGACGAUGGCCUCGACCAUGGAUCCCUCGAUGACGAUGGCCUCGACCAUGGACCCUUCAAUGACGAUGGAUACCAUAACUGGUUCCAUGAUGAGCUCGGCCACAUCUAGCAUUGCGAGCGGCGCUACGCCAUCGACGAAUACCGCAUCUGGUAACGCCAAUCUCGCGGAAUAUUUCGCUAUCACUUGCUGGAUUCCCUUGGUUGCUGUUGGGCUAUCAAGCAUGGGCUUGUUCUAA